Messenger RNA from Colletotrichum abscissum, 759 nucleotides. RefSeq lists its product as uncharacterized. The transcript has 2 exons. Bases 1 to 759 code for a protein of 252 amino acids. The record is from RefSeq and is a predicted model, not a curated record. Lineage: Eukaryota; Fungi; Ascomycota; Sordariomycetes; Glomerellales; Glomerellaceae.
AUGAAUUGCUCAAGUUUCCGCCGAUGGCUUCAUUCACAUUGGUCUUUACCCCGCUUCUUCAUCAAAGCACUCAAUUCCUUCAAUGGCUUUCGGCUCAUGUGCAUCAUGUAUAGGCAACGCCAGGGCCAUUCGAACGUGCGUAUGGCAGGGGGAGGGAGCAGCGCGGUGAAUCGCAGUACGAUUCUCUUUUUCCUAUCCCUCCCCCCACCAUGGCAACUGCUCUCGGAUCACAUUGCCCACGCACUGGCGGUUCGCGCUUUGCAUAUCGGGAGAGCAUGGUGCGGGCGCCCAUAUAUCAGAAAGUUUCCGGAAGGUGAUAUGAUCUGUCAAGGAAGCACCCCAGCAGACUUUGUUAUGUUGAUUCAUUUCGUUGCGGGAGAGCUUAACGGCAUCGUCUAUCUGUGUGGGAUAUUUGCCAAGUGGGAGCUGAGUCGUACAGAUAGAUUCGCAGCAGCGACCCCCAUGGUCCUCUUACACGAAAGGGGACGGAAACGCACCUUUGCAGAUCAUUCUUUCCAGAAAAACGUGGUCUGUCGCUCUCUGUCUUUCUCUCCCCACUGCACGCGUUCAACGAAACCCCGUUGCAUUUCGUCUGCCCAUCCCGCAGCCCGCUCAUCAAUGUCGAUCCGGCAGCAGCCAGCCACCGGCCGCCGAGAAAUAAAGCGGGCUAUCGCCCUCCGCUCUUGCCCCUCCCUUGCCCUCACCUGCGAGUCCCUCUUCUCGUUCUUCUUCCCCUCCAAGCGCAAGACUGCGCAGUAG